UUAUUGGAUAAAUGAUAAUGGUGGACCAGGCUUCUGGUAAGUAUCAAGUUGACGUGUGUGUGUGUGUUCAUAUUCUGGGCUGAGGGUGUUACUCAGUGGCUUCCUGUCACUGUUAUAAGCCUACAGCCUCACAUGAGGAAAUCAAAUCCACCAGUGUGCUUCUGAAGAAAAGGUUGAGAACAGUAGCCACUUCAUUUGUCAAUGUGUCUUUUGAACGAGGACAGGAGACCAGGCUGCUAAGAUGGAGCGUUCCGAGCCUGGAAGGUGUCAACUAGACUGCAUGGACUCUGAAAUAUCAAGUACUCUCUCCAGGAUGUCAGUGGCCCGGUCCAGCCCGUGUACCCCUGAUCGACCUUCCCACCCCGCGGCCCCCGGGCCCCUCCAGGCACCUCUCGGCCCUGCCUUGGUCCAGUUCCAGCUAGGCCUCUUCAGGGAGGUGGUAUGGGUGCCUAGGGGGCAGCUCAGCUUUCACCACGCCAAGAGACUGGCGGCAGAGGUCAUAGAACGCAAGGCUCCAGACUGCAGUGUGGUGGGUGUAGGGGAGAAGGUCCUCCUGUUUAGACACCAGCCUGGCUCAGAACACCACCUCCACAGACUCACAGACCAGGAUUCACUGCUGGACGGUGACCUCAUAGAGGUCAUCCUCUCAGGAUCAGCUGCUGUGACGGAGAUGAAGAUCGGCCCACACACCCUGGCUGUCCAAUCAUAUCGCACCCCCACCUUUUGUCACCACUGUGGUGAGAUGCUGUGGGGACUGAUACGUCAAGGGUUAAAAUGUGAAGGUUGUGGGUUAGACUUCCAUAAGCGCUGUGCGCUGCAGUUGCCUAGUGACUGUAGCCGCGCACGGCGUCGUGUGUGUGGCCCCAGCCUGUCCCUGUUCCCCCCUGGCAGGCCCCGGACGCACUCCCUCUCCACACCUGCGGGAGGCAGUCUAGAGGAGAUCAGCAUGUCCAAGCCCAGGUCCAGACCCCCGUCAUGGACAGAUCACCCAGUGUGGCUGGGGGUGGGCCAGGGAAAGGAUGGUGUGACGGGCAGGGCCAGGGUGCCCCACACCUUCCACAUCCACAGCUACACCAAGCCUACCGUGUGCCAGCACUGCCGCCACCUCCUCAAAGGCCUCUUCCGCCAAGGCCUGCAAUGCACCGACUGUAAGCUGAACUGCCAUCGUCGCUGUGAGAGCUCCCUGGUCCCCGCGGACUGUCCUGGAGAGAGGAGGAACACCAAUGGGGAAGGAGACUCAGUGUCCAGUCUCGGCUACAAGAACGACACAGAGGAUGAUGAGGAGGAUAUGAGCUUGAGUUUAACAUCACUAGAAGACGAUGACGACGAGCCGUCUACCGAGGUUCCAUUUGCUGAGAACAAAGUGGGACAUCAGCCACCAAUCAUUCCAUGUUUCAGUAGUUAUAUUCCUCUAAUGCGGGUCGUCCAGUCAGUCCGUCACAGUAAAAGACAGGCCAGUGGAGUACUGAGAGAGGGUUGGCUACUCCAUCACACCAACACUGACACACUGAGGAAACGUCAUUACUGGAUAUUGGACUGGAAGAGUAUCACUCUGUACCAGAACGAGAUCAACACCAAGUACUACAAGGAGAUUCCUCUAUCUGAGGUGCUGCAGGUACGAGGCCCCGCCCAGUUGUCUGUCCCCUUGUUGCCCGGCAACAGUGCCCACUCCUUCGAAGUGGUGACGGGCACGCUGGUGUACUGUGUGUCGGCGGGCCGGGACGGACAGGCCUGGGAGACCGCCGUACGCCAGGCUCUGAUGCCCGUGCUGAACAGUGGGCAGGUGGACAAACGGGGACAAGACCAUGAACCCCAGAGUGGAACAAGCCCGGAUGUCAGCUCAGUGUAUCAGAUCUUCACUGAUGAGGUGCUGGGUUCAGGACAGUUUGGAGUGGUGUAUGGAGGCACCCACAGACAGUCUGGUCAGCCAGUGGCCGUCAAGGUCAUCGACAAAACCCGUUUCCCUACCAAACAGGAGAGACAGUUGAGGAACGAGCAGGCAAUUCUACAGAAUCUGUCCCAUCUCGGUAUAGUUCUACUGGAGGGCAUGUUUGAGACCAUGGAGCACGUAUUCAUUGUCAUGGAGAAGCUCCAUGGAGAUAUGCUGGAGAUGAUUCUGUCCAAUGAGAAGGGCCGACUGCCAGAGCGCACCACACGUUUCUUGGUUACACAGAUUCUAGAGGCCCUGCGCUACCUGCACUUCAAACACAUCGCUCAUUGUGACCUGAAACCUGAGAAUGUACUGCUGGCCUCCCCAGACUCUUUCCCUCAGGUAAAGCUGUGUGACUUUGGUUUUGCCCGCAUCAUCGGCGAGAAGUCGUUCCGCAAGUCGGUGGUGGGCACGCCGGCCUACCUGGCACCCGAGGUCAUCAGUAGCCAUGGUUACAACCGCUCGCUGGACAUGUGGGCGGUGGGUGUGGUCCUGUACGUCAGCCUGAGCGGAACAUUCCCCUUCAACGAGGACGAGGACAUCAGACAACAGAUCACCAACGCUGCCUUCAUGUACCCCCGCCUGCCCUGGUCUAACAUCUCACUAGAGGCGGUGAGUCUUAUCAACAACCUGCUCCAGGUUGCAGUAAGGUGUAGGUUCAGUGUGGGAAAAGCACUGGGACACCCCUGGUUACAGGACUUCCAGUUGUGGUGUGACCUGAGGGAGUUUGAGAAGAGAAUGGGCUGCAGGUACCUGACUCACGAGGGGGACGAGGACCGCUGGAGAUGCCACGCCUUGGACAGGGGCCUGGUCUUCCCCUCUCACCUCACCUGGACCCCCGGGCACGAUGACAGCCUGUGACCCUAGGCCCAAAUGUCAAAGGUGACGGGUUGGACAAGAUGGCUCCUGGGCUACUGGUGUGUUUCAGUGGUGAUCAGCAUAAACAACUGUCUGGAUGCUGUUAGUGGAAGGUGGAGUCUGUAUUUAUAGCAGUCUCGUAGAAAAAGAUCACUGGAAGAGAUGACGACUCCGGAUUCGGACACAGUGACAAAUCCUGGACUUUAUGGUGCCUUAGUGGUGCCAGUUCUUAUAGUGGUUAUUGUUUAAUAAAUCAUAAUAUUAAGACUGUUUUAGGCCCUUUUUAUUUAACCUUUAUUUAACUAGGCAAGUCAGUUAAGAACAAAUUCUUAUUUUGAAUGACGGCCUAGGAACAACUGCCUUGUUCAGGUGGCGGAACGACAGAUUUGUACUUUGUCAGCUGGUGGAUUUGAACUUGCAACCUUUCGGUUACUAGCCCAAUGCUCUAACCACUAGGCUACCCUGCCCGCCCUCUGUGCCCCAGAGUAGUAGUUUACCAGGAUCACAAGGCAGGUUCUCUGUCCUUCUACAAAAUUCAUCCUUCUAUGACCCUCCUCCACAGAGUCCAGACAAAUUCACUCAGCCCCUCUAUCCUGCGUUUGGGAGGUAUUGGUACGAUACUGAGAUGUGUAAGCCUUGGUAGAGGUGAUGGCCUACGUACACUAUAUAUGCAGAAGUAUGUGGACACCCCUUCAAAUUAGUGGAUUAGGCUAUUUCAGCCACACCCAUUGCUGACGGGUGUAUAAAAUCGAGCACACAGCCAUGCAAUCUCCAUAGACAAAUAUUGGCAGUAGAAUGGCCUUACUGAAGAGCUCAGUGACUUUCAGCAUGGCACUGUCGUAGGGAUGCCAUCUUUCCAACAAGUCAGGUCAUCAAAUUUCUGCUCUGCUACAGCUUCCCCAGUCAACGGUAAGUGCUGUUAUUGUGAAGAAGAAACAUCUAGGAGCAACAACAGCUCAGCCGCGAGGUGGUCGGCCACACAAGCUCACAGAACAGGACCGCCGAAUGUUGACGAGCGUAACUGUCCUCAGUUGCAACACUCACUACAGUGUUCCAAACUGCCUCUGGAAGCAACGUCAGCUUCCAGAGGCAUGAAAUGGGUUUCCAUGGCCGAACAUACACACACAAGCCUAAGAUCACCAUGUGCAAUGCCAAGCGUCGGCUGGAGUGGUGUUAAGCUCGAUGCUAUUGGACUCUGGGGCAGUGGAAAGGCGUUCUCUGGAGUGAUGAAUCACUCUACACCAUCUGGCAGUCCGACGUCCAAAUCUGGGUUCGCCGGAUAUUAGGAGAAUGCUACCUGUCCAAAUGCAUAGUGCCAACUGUACAGUUUGGUUUAGGAGGAAUAAUGUUCUGGGGCUGUUUUUCAUGGUUCAGGCUAGGCAGCAUACAAUGACAUUCUAGAUGAUUCUGCCCUUCCAACUUUGUGGCAACACUUUGGGGAAGGCCCUUUCCUGUUUUAGCAUGACAAUGCCCCCGUGCGCAAAGCGUGGUCCAUACAAAAAUGGUUUGUCGAGAUCGGUGUGGAAGACUGGCCUGCACAGAGCCCUGACCUCAACCGUAUCGAACAACUUUGGGGUGAAUUGGAACGCCGACUGCAAGUCGGGCCUAAUCGCCCAACAUCACUGCCUGACCUCACUAAUGCUCUUGUGGCUUGAUGGAAGCAAGUCCCUGCAGCAAUCUUCCAACAUUUAGUGUAAAGCCUUCCCAGAAGAGUGGAGUCUGUUAUAGCAGCAAAGGGGGGACCAACUCCAUAUUAAUGCCCAUGGUUUUGGAAUGAGAGGUUCAACGGGCAGGUGUCCACAUGCUUUUGGUCAUAUAGUGUGUGAUGCUUUAACAUUUUCCUGUGCGUUUGUUUUUCACAAUGAUUGGAUCAAAAAACUGUCCACUCGAUGGCGCUGUUUGCCAAACAAUAAACAGCAUUGCUAAUCUA
Oncorhynchus kisutch (coho salmon) is the source of this 4718-nucleotide messenger RNA. Its product is annotated as serine/threonine-protein kinase D3. NCBI's taxonomy places the organism in Eukaryota, Metazoa, Chordata, Actinopteri, Salmoniformes, Salmonidae. The record is from RefSeq and is a predicted model, not a curated record. Bases 242 to 2791 code for a protein of 849 amino acids. Gene Ontology annotation, cellular component: cytosol. Gene Ontology annotation, biological process: intracellular signal transduction; protein phosphorylation; phospholipase C-activating G protein-coupled receptor signaling pathway. The transcript is spliced from 19 exons. Gene Ontology annotation, molecular function: protein serine/threonine kinase activity; ATP binding.